UAAGAAUUAGUUCAGACCAGUUCAAUGCUGAGCGAGCAAAGGCUGGGAGUCUGUAUGUAUGUGGGUGUCCCGGAACUGGGAAAUCAUUGUCUAUGGAGAGGGUGAAAGAGCUUUUGAUGAACUGGGCUACAGAGGCUGGUUUCUCGCUGCCAGAUAUUUUAUCUGUAAAUUGUACAUCCCUUGCCAAUACAUCUGAUAUUUUCACUAAGAUACUUGGGUUAAACCAAGGACGGGGAAAAAAGGUUUCAGCCACACCCUUACAACAACUUCAGAACAUAUAUUCUCAGAAAUCAUCUAUCAAGAACAUGAUAUUGAUAGUAGCUGAUGAAUUAGAUUACCUAAUAACCAAAGACAGAGCUGUGCUCCAUGAUCUUUUCAUGCUUACUACCUUCCCAUUUUCCAGAUGUAUAUUAGUAGGUGUAGCAAAUGCAAUUGACCUAGCUGAUCGAUUUCUUCCGAGGCUUACAUCAUUAAAUUGCAAGCCUAUUGUUGUAACUUUUAGGGCAUACUCUAAAGAUCAGAUCCUUAGGAUUCUCGAAGAAAGGCUAAAUGAACUUCCUUACACUGUCUUCCGACAUCAAGCACUGGAACUAUGUGCUAGGGUAGGUCCACUUGUGAUUUGUCACAUCUUUUAUAGUCUUUGCCAAGGAAAGAGUGCAAUAGAGAUGCUAGAAGCAGAAAUUAGAGAAUCUGCCUGCAAUUUGAAUACUUCAUUGGAAGAGAAGUCAUCCUCCCAGCAAAGUCUUGCUACAGCUCCUGAUUUUAUGAAAAAACAAGAAUUUGAUAUUGUAAGGGUUGAUCAUAUGGCUCUUGCCUUGUCAAAGACAUAUAGAUCACCGGUGGUGGAUACAAUACAAUCUCUGCCACAUCAUCAACAGAUUAUACUUUGCUCUUUGGUGAAGCAAUUCCGUGGAGCCAAGAAAGAUGCAAUCCUUGGGGAGUUGUAUAAGUCUUACAUGGAGAUAUGCAAAUCAUCACUCGUUCCCCCGGCAGGAAUCCUAGAAUUUUCAAACAUGUGCAGAGUGCUGAGUGGUCAGGGGCUGAUUAAACUAGGACAAUCCCGAGAGGAUAAAUUGAAAAGAGUGACACCCAAAGUAGAUGAUGGUGAUAUUACUUUUGCAUUGCAGGGAAUCCGUUUUUUUCGAAACUGUCUUAAAUGUUUCUGCUGAUAGGCUGGUGGUUUUCAUUCAGCUUUAUGUGAGACUGUAGAUUCUUCCAUAGAUUAAGGUUAGUUCAUUUGGGUCAGACUGUUGUCUUCAUUAUAUGAAGUGGAUAUACUCGAUGAAACAUACAGUGGCAGAAUUUUCAGCUACGAAGCAGCUGUUAGAGGAAUUUUUUUUUUUUUUCAAGAACGAAUAAUAGCAAUAGAAGAAAGCAUUAAUUGCAAAUAAUAUAAUACUAUAAUUAUAGAAAUUCUUAAAAACUUCAUCAAUUUGGGAUA
This is a messenger RNA of Gastrolobium bilobum, 1441 nucleotides long. Its product is annotated as cell division control protein 6 homolog B-like. Gene Ontology annotation, molecular function: DNA replication origin binding; ATP hydrolysis activity. Gene Ontology annotation, biological process: DNA replication initiation; cell division; mitotic DNA replication checkpoint signaling. Gene Ontology annotation, cellular component: nucleus. The transcript has 14 exons. The annotation marks the transcript as partial. Lineage: Eukaryota; Viridiplantae; Streptophyta; Magnoliopsida; Fabales; Fabaceae. The record is from RefSeq and is a predicted model, not a curated record.